Messenger RNA from Chondrus crispus (carragheen), 2008 nucleotides. Its product is annotated as cytochrome P450 family 808A-CYP808A2. NCBI's taxonomy places the organism in Eukaryota, Rhodophyta, Florideophyceae, Gigartinales, Gigartinaceae. The record is from RefSeq and is a predicted model, not a curated record. Gene Ontology annotation, molecular function: oxidoreductase activity, acting on paired donors, with incorporation or reduction of molecular oxygen; monooxygenase activity; iron ion binding.
CAAUGUACGCCCUUCUCCUCCUCCUCCCCCCCUUCCUGCUCCUCGUCCUGUACUUCCUGCCGCGCCGCCCGUCCCUCCCCGGCCCGCCGCUGCUGUCCGUGCUGCUUCCGGGGCCCGUGCGCACCUUCCACGCCAACCCCAACCUGCUCACGCAGUGCCUGUCGGCCAUCUCGCGCGCGCACCCCGACGUCUUCGCCCUGUGGCUGGGGCUCACGCGUGUCGUCGUCACGGCCGACCCGGCCGACCUGGUCCACAUGUCCUCCGACCCCCGCCUCUUCCCGCGCCCGCCGUGCCUGCGCGCCGUCUUCGACCUCGCCCUCCCCGGCGGCAUCUUCUCCAUGUCCUACGAGCCGCACCGCGUCGUCCGCGCCGCCCUGCACAAAAACUUUAACCACUCCAUGCUCCGCGGCUUCCACCCCGCCAUGAAGCGCGCCAUGGCCACCCUGUGCGACGCCCUCCACCGCGCCGCCGUCGCAGGCAAGCCCAUCGACAUCUCCACCCUCCUCUCGUCCACUACCUUCAUGGUUAUCCUCAACGUGGCCUUCGGCGGCCACUUCUCCUCCGAAGACUGCCUCAAGUUCGCCGCCGACAUCGACAUCCUCACCGAGGAGCUCAUGCAGGAGCACAUGCAGUACUCGGUGCGCGCCGCGUUCGAGUGGGCCGGCUCGCGCGCCCGCUUGUUCGCGUGCAAGAAGCGCAUCUAUGCCACGUGCAACCACUUUGUGCAGCGCCGCCUGGCGGAGACCCGCGCUGAGAAGGAGGCGCGCACGCCAGACAUGCUGGACACUAUCCUGAGCCUGGACCAGUUCUCGGAACACGUGAUGGCCUCGCUUGUCGUGGAGUUCGCCCUCGCAGGCUCAUACACCACCAGCCAGACAAUCGUGUGGAGCCUGUACGAGACGUGCUACGUGGCACGCGCGCUCGAGGCCGUGCACGAGGAGCUUGCGCGCAAGUUCAGCGGCAAGGGAGCUGACGAGAUGCUGUCCUUCGAGGAGGUGGAUACCCUUGAGUACGUGCGGAAUGUCUGGAAGGAGAGCACACGGCUGCACCCCAUCAGCCCGCUGUUGGGGCGCGCGGUGACGGCGGACGUGACGCUCAAGGGGAGCGGGGUGCACCUGCCCAAGGGCACCAUAGUGUACGGGAACAUCCAGCGCAUACACACGCACCCCGACAUCUGGAGCAGGGCCGACGAGUUCAGGCCCGAGCGGUGGGGCGGCCGCGGCGUCGAGGCGGAGCGCGUGCCGUUCGGGGCGUAUGCGGCGUUUGGCGUAGGGAAGACAAAGUGCGUGGGCAGGUUCCUCGCGGAUUAUGAGGGCCCGUUUAUUAUCGCAGAGAUGCACAGACGGUUCAAGUUUCGGCUCGCGUGUGGGAAGGACGAGGUGGCCAACCGGUCCAACUUUAUCGACCUCCCGCGGUACCUGAAUGAGAGCACCGGGCAAGCGGAGGGCAUUCCGAUGUAUGUAGAGCUGCGAUGAGCGGGGCUCUGAGGGUGGGGAGGAAUAGUUGUGGUUAGGUAAAUGGUUUGUCGGAGGAUGGUGGGGAGUAGGGUUUUCUGAGACGGGUGCGUAGAGUUGACGCGAAAGGUGGCGAGCGACGGGACGCCAGAAUGAAAGCACGACUUCUGUAGGCGACACAUGCAUUGGAAAGCGAAAAGUGAUGUGAGGAAUCACAUGACAUCAACUCUGGUGCUCGGCGUUAAAGGAACAGACAUGUCGCGAGAGUAGGUCCACCGGCGCGUGUUGCCGAAUGUGGCAAAAUCGAGAUGACUCUCUCAUUCUUUAGAGAGACGGGGCGUAAGGAAUCACAGGCGAAGAUAAGAAGUGCAGCAGUCUCCUUGAGACGGGUACUUUGAAAUGGAGACUGUUUCCGGUUUAAUAAGGUACUCAGCCUACAUACAUACGCUAGAAGGAUAGGGUAGCUCAUGCCUGUGAUGCUUGGAGGUGACCGACAGUCAUGGUAAAUGUCAGGACCUGCAUGUGUACCGUGUACACUUGAAUCAUCAUGAUCA